AUGUCUGCAUACCGCAGCCCAAACCCCACAAACUUCCGCAGCGCUCGCAUGAGCAGAGGCUUGCCCUUCGUGCCAACCUACUCCUACAAUGAGUACGAGACGUCGAUGGAAACCGCAUCGUUGCUUCCAAUGGAAGUCGAAACCUCCAAGUCCAUCCAUGCUCACUUCGUGGAGUCGAUCGCGUCCUACGGUGAACAUUGGACACCCCCAGCAUGCUAUCAAAGCUUCGGUUUCCCGUCCCCCGAACCCUAUCUGAACCAAACCAUCGCUGCCGCCGACAUCCAGAUGGUCGAUCGCAACGAUGUCGACAACAAGUCAGAGCUUGACUUAGUGGAGAUGGAGCAGGAACGUCUGUUGCGCCAGAGGGCCGCCGCCUCUUUCACGCGCGCCCAACGUCAUCUCACCGAAAAAGGUCGCUCUCCCAAGGCCCCGUCCGUCUCUUCAAAGAAACAUUACCCAUCCCCAACCCUUCGACGCGUCUCUGAAGCGCGCCAAUCGCGCGCCUCUCCUUCUCGUGCUACGUCCCGCCCUCGCUCUGCUUCCACGGUCGCAGGGCAGGAGGACACGCAGAUGAAGGAGAUCAUCACUCAGAUGGAGAACGCUUCACUCUCGGACAACACCGUCCAUUAUCCCGACUCUUCUUCCUCCGACACCGACGUCUCCGACGACUACGAGGAGAGCGACGACGACGACGAUGUCGUGCUCGCUACUCAGUCCACGCCUACCUUCUCCCCUCUCCUCAAGCCGGCGACCUGGUCAACCCGUGAGAUGUCGGAGGGUGCGAUCUAUCGGCUGACGAACUCAUUGGAGAAGAUGUCGGUCAGGGCGGAGGGGAGGGCGUCCAGGAGGGCAAGGCCUUAUUAG
Molecule: messenger RNA, 864 nt
Organism: Stereum hirsutum FP-91666 SS1
Lineage: Eukaryota; Fungi; Basidiomycota; Agaricomycetes; Russulales; Stereaceae
Exons: 2
Coding region: 1-864 (287 amino acids)
Source: RefSeq, a predicted model, not a curated record